Molecule: messenger RNA, 723 nt
Organism: Centruroides sculpturatus (bark scorpion)
Lineage: Eukaryota; Metazoa; Arthropoda; Arachnida; Scorpiones; Buthidae
Exons: 1
Coding region: 1-723 (240 amino acids)
Molecular function (GO): nucleic acid binding; zinc ion binding
Source: RefSeq, a predicted model, not a curated record
AUGGAUUCCAAAAAUUCCAAACAUCCUGAAGCAUCAAUAUCAAAGACCAAAGAAAAGACCUCCAGCCCACCUGCUUACUUAAUAGUGCACGCAACUGGAGAAAAACCCCUCGCUAAGUGUUCUCCUUUUUUGAUUCAAAAGUUAUUCGAAUCAACCAUCGGGCAUCUAAAAAACAUACAAAAAUUGAGGUCAGGGGACCUACUAGUAGAAACAGCCUCCCCUCAACAAACAACAAAGCUUUCGACAAUGAAGACUCUCGGAGACAUGGGAAUAUUAGUCACACCACACAGAAGUUUGAACUCAUCACGUGGUGUGAUAUCUGAGUACGAUUUGAUGUCUGAAGACGAAUCAGACAUUCAGACCGGCCUGUUGGACCAAGGUGUCACUUCUGUCCGACGCAUCUCGAUUCGUCGAGACGGCAAGUUGAUACCCACAAAACAUUUAAUUCUCACAUUUGACAACUCGACAUUGCCAUCCUUCCUUACGGCAGAAUACCUGCGCUGCCCAGUUCAUCCGUAUAUUCCAAAUCUGCUGCGUUGCUUCAAAUUCCAGCGAUUUGGACAUUCCCAGACUUCCUGCCGAAGCAAAAGCUUAUGUGCACAGUGUGGAACUGAAGGUUACAAUAGCACUGAAUGUAAAAGUACUGCACAGUGUGUGAACUGUAAAGAUGCCCAUCCUGCCUAUUCUCUUUGCCCUGCAUGGCAAAGAGAAAAGGACAUUUAA